GACUGCGCCGUCCUGGGACAGCAUAGAGCCCGGCUCACGCUGAAACUGCGGACUCGCUGUGUCACCACUGUCGCCUCCGUCGCCACCGCAGACCCUAGCCGACACCAUGAACCCAGACCUGCGUAGGGAGCGGGCCGCCGCCACGUUCGACCCGGAGCUGAUCACAUACCUUCUGGACUGCGGCCCUGAGAAGACCCGGCGCCGCCGAGAGAUAGAAAACAUGAUUCUCAACGACCCAGACUUCCAGCAUGAGGAUUAUAACUUCCUCACUCGCAGCGAGCGUUACGAGGUGGCUGUCAAGAAGAGUGCUAUCAUGGUGAAGAAAAUGAGGGAGUUUGGCAUUGCAGACCCUGAUGAAAUCAUGUGGUUUAAAAAUUUUGUGCACCGAGGGCGGCCUGAGCCUUUGGAUCUUCAUUUGGGCAUGUUCCUGCCCACUUUGCUUCACCAGGCCACCGCAGAGCAGCAGGAGCGCUUCUUCAUGCCCGCCUGGAAUUUGGAGAUCACUGGCACUUAUGCCCAGACAGAGAUGGGUCAUGGAACUCAUCUUCGAGGCUUGGAAACCACUGCCACAUAUGAUCCCAAAACCCAAGAGUUCAUUAUGAACAGUCCUACGGUGACCUCCAUUAAGUGGUGGCCUGGUGGGCUUGGGAAAACUUCAAAUCACGCAGUAGUUCUUGCCCAACUCAUUACUCAGGGGAAGUGCUAUGGAUUACAUGCUUUCAUUGUACCUAUUCGUGAAAUGGGGACUCACAGGCCCUUCCCAGGUAUUACUGUGGGAGACAUUGGUCCCAAAUUUGGUUAUGAAGAGAUGGAUAAUGGCUACCUGAAGAUGGACAACUAUCGUAUUCCCAGAGAAAACAUGCUGAUGAAGUAUGCCCAGGUGAAGCCUGAUGGCACAUACGUGAAACCUGUGAGUAACAAGCUGACCUAUGGGACCAUGGUGUUCGUGAGGUCCUACCUCGUGGGAGAAGCAGCUCGGUCUCUCUCCAAGGCGUGCACCAUUGCCAUCCGAUACAGCGCCGUGAGGCGCCAGUCUGAAAUCAAACCAGGUGAACCAGAACCGCAGGUUUUGGAUUUUCAAACACAGCAGUAUAAGCUCUUUCCAAUCCUGGCUACUGCCUACGCCUUCCAGUUUGUAGGCAGCUAUAUGAAGGAGACCUAUUAUCGGAUUAACGAGAGCAUUGGCCAAGGGGACCUGAGUGAACUGCCUGAGCUGCAUGCCCUCACUGCCGGUCUUAAGGCAUUCACCACCUGGACUGCAAACACUGGGAUCGAAGAGUGUCGGCUAGCUUGCGGUGGGCACGGCUAUUCUCAUUGCAGUGGUAUUCCAAAUAUUUAUGUCACUUUCACCCCAGCCUGCACUUUUGAGGGAGAAAACACCGUCAUGAUGCUACAGACAGCCAGGUUCCUGAUGAAAAGUUACGACCAAGUACGAUCAGGGAAGCUGGUGUGUGGCCUGGUGUCCUACUUGAAUGACCUACCCAGUCAGCGCAUCCAGCCACAGCAGGUGGCAGUCUGGCCAACCAAGAUGGAUAUCAACAGCCCUGACAGCCUGACAGAAAUAUAUAAGCUCCGUGCAGCCAGAUUAAUAGAUGUUGCUGCUAAAAACCUUCAAACUGAAGUAAGUCACAGGAAAAGCAGGGAAGAAGCAUGGAACCUAACCUCUGUUGACCUUGUCCGAGCAUCUGAGGCACAUUGCCACUACGUAGUAGUUAAGCUCUUUGCUGAUAAACUCCUAAAAAUUCAAGAAAAAUCCAUCCAAAUCGUCUUAAGGAAUUUGUUUUUCUUAUAUUCUCUGUAUGGUAUCAGUCAGAAGGCAGGAGAUUUUCUUCAGGGAAACAUUGUGACAGAGUCUCAGAUUACUCAAGCAAACCAGCGUGUAUUGGAGUUGCUCACUGUAAUUCGCCCCAAUGCUGUUGCUUUGGUUGAUGCAUUUGAUUUUAAGGAUGAGACACUUGGCUCCGUUCUUGGCCGCUAUGACGGGAAUGUGUAUGAAAAUUUGUUUGAGUGGGCCAAGAAAUCCCCACUGAACAAAACAGAGGUCCACGAAUCUUACUACAAGCACCUUAAGCCCCUGCAGUCCAAGCUCUGAAGCAUCAUGAGCCCCAGUGUGAUCUGCCCCACAAAGCAGCUUAUGCAGCUCCCCUUGCCUGAUUUGCAAGUCUGCAUGGACUCUCCCAGACUCGUAGAGCUGCAGAGCAAACGAUAAAGUCACCUCUUUCUCUUUUAUAAAUGAAGAAAAAAUGAACAGAUUUCAUAGAUUAAUUGAAAAAAGGUUAUGUUUUAAGUGCAAUUAAUACUGAAAGAAUUGUUAAGCAUUCAGAAGAAGUUUAGGAAAUACAGUAUGACUUUUACUUGUAAUGCUGCUGAUCCUAGUAGGUCAUGAUGUUUGAUAAUUAACAGAAUUUAACUACUCAGUACUUAAAUGUUUUUUCUUUUUUUUCAGUACUUAAUUAUUUUCACAUUUUAAUUGCUAGUCACUGGCUGUAUAAGUGUUUUUAAGCAAAGGAUUUUGGGGGAGUGGAGUUGAGACAGUGUCUCACUGUGUAGCCCAGGCUGGCCUCAAACUCACAGUGAUCCUCCUGCCUCAGCCUCCUAAGUGCUGGGAUUGUAGCCAUGGGCCACCACACCCAUCUCCGGCAAAGGUAUUUUUUUAAAUGGGGCAGAACCCUUUAAGAUUUCCUGUGAAAUGACCUACCACCCAUUCCAAGGGGACUGGCUCAAAUGCAGAACUGAAAGGGAUUGGGAAGAAACUGGUAGAAAACUUAAUGUGAGUGCAUGUGUGCUUACACAUUUGCAGCCUUCUGCCCUCCUUUGCAGAUGCGCUGCUCCUAUUACAGCAGCAUUUUCCAACAAGAGAAUCCCUUCCCUGCAGGCCUCAGGACAGCAUUUGUUGUCACUUAUCACAUAGCACUGUGACUCCUUUGUCUUCUACUUGAGUAGCAACAUUACUUCUCUGGGACCUCAAGCAGUGGUGUUCGAUCUCCUUCCUCUCUCUUUUGCCCUUUUCUGAAGCAAAUAUUAAAGAGUGGAGAAAAAAAAUCAUUCCUUAUUGUAAAGUACAGUAAAGGGUGAGCCCUCAGCUAUGGCACUGCUGUGAUUUUGGUCACCUUAUUAGCUAGAUUUCCUAGGAUAUUCCAGAUUUUAAAUAUUUGUCAGUUUGUCAUAAGCCAUUAAAAUGCUUGGAGGUUACAAAGUAUUUGGCCUGAAAAGUUUAAAAAGGAAAGCCCAUUUGGUGGCACCCCCGCCUGUAAUCUCAGUUACUCAGGAGGCUGAGGCAGGACGGUCAUGAGCUGGCUGGUAGAGUGCUGGCCUAGCAUACAUGAGGCCCUGGGUUCAGUCUUCAGUACUGCAAAAAGAAUAAAACAUGGGGCCGGGUAUUUAGCUCAGUGGUUCCCGUGCCUGCCUCGCAAGCACAAGGUCCCAAAUUCUAUCCCCAUACCCCCAAAAAAGAAUAAAACAUUACUCAGGUCACCUUUUACACCCAGAAAUAACACAGAAACACUCUAACACAAACCAUGUGUUUUGAUUUUUGGUUCAGAAAAUAUAAUCAUUGAAAUUGUGGCUAAAGGAUAAGGGAGUUCUGUAGAUUGUUUCUUAUUUAAUAUCUGGCUUUGUAUAGUUCUGUGAGCAUUAUCUGCAGUCUCAUUUACACAAUCGGUCUACAUUUAAAGAUUAAAACACGUACUUCCUAAUGAAUUGUUUUCUUUAAAAUCAAUGUAAAACAUGUCAGUUGAUUUUUUUUUUUUUACCUGUUAAUUGUUUAUACCCAUGGCAUCUGCAUCAUGAAGCCAGUUGCACUAGAAUCAGUCCUGAGAAUAUAGUAUAAUUUAGUGAAAAUGAUUUCUGUCUUAGCACUUGACAUGAAAUCUAUCCCAGGGGUGCUGGUAACAUGAGGCUUGUGGAUUACAGCAGAAAUACCGGAUGGGGACACAGCCUUAAUCUUCCCCCGGGAGAACCAAUAAUUGUGUUAAGGUUGAAGAGUAUCACUGUCAGUAUACACUGGCUGUACAUGAUAGUAGUUCACAUUCUGAAAACAGCAAUGUAAAUCUCAAUGACUUAAUACUGAUUGAUCCAUUAAAUGUGGAAUUAUUUCAAAAUUAGUGUUUAGAUACUGUACUUACCGGUGAAUAUUUGUGGGCAGAAUCUGAUGAUGUCUGAACCUAUCUGGGAUCUAUCUUUGCAGGUUUGAACAAGUUGUAGACACUACAGAGCCACCUUUGAUCCAGCACCUUGAGUUUUAUUUAAAGACUAAAUCUGACAUUUGAUACUAGUAUUUUUAUUAACAUUGGAAUGUUUUGUUCUGAACUUUUUUUCAGUGUAAUCAGAGAAUAAAGAUACAGUAACACCAUA
Messenger RNA from Heterocephalus glaber (naked mole-rat), 4353 nucleotides. RefSeq names its product acyl-CoA oxidase 1 (gene Acox1). Gene Ontology annotation, biological process: lipid homeostasis; very long-chain fatty acid metabolic process; fatty acid beta-oxidation using acyl-CoA oxidase. Gene Ontology annotation, cellular component: peroxisome. NCBI's taxonomy places the organism in Eukaryota, Metazoa, Chordata, Mammalia, Rodentia, Bathyergidae. Gene Ontology annotation, molecular function: fatty acid binding; FAD binding. The record is from RefSeq and is a predicted model, not a curated record.